GACAGUUUCUGUUGCUAUGGUGAUGACGCUCUCCCCGUAAACGGUGGCACGUCCGUAAGAGCUGCUACUUCCACAUUUAAUGACGUUUAAAGCUCGGGGAGAUGAUAGGAAACUGACACAGCCACCCCUCUCUUUAACCCAGCGGAGGCGAACCCCUGACAGCAGCAUCCCUGACAUGCCCCACAAGGCGGACUGCGCUUAGCCGGUGUGGCUAGUCGGUUUAUCCACAUUUCCCGAUAUUUUAGAAGAUAUUCGACGGCCGCGUAUUUUUAGCUGUAAGGUUGCGAGGCCAGUUGUGUGUCCGAACAAAAUCCACCAUGGCGUCAGCAAAUGUAACACUGGAAAAUCAGUUGCAGAGUGCACAGAAAAACCUGCUCUUCCUCCAGCAGGACCACGCCAACACGCUGAAGGGGCUGCAUGCAGAGAUCCGCAGAUUACAGCAGCAGUGCACAGACCUGACGUAUGAGCUCACUAUCAGAAGCUCCGAUCCCUCAGACAGCAGCGAGGCCCGAUGCAGAGAGCUGCAAAGGAGGUGUGAGGAGCUAGAGGCCCAGUUGAAGAAGAAAGAGGAGGAGAACACAGAGCUUCUCAGGGACCUGGAGCAAAAGAACGCCAUGAUUUCUGUCCUGGAAAACACCAUCAAAGAGAGAGAAAAGAAGUACCUGGAGGAGCUUAAGAUGAAGAGCCAUAAACUGGCUGUUUUGUCUGGGGAGUUAGAGCAGAGAGCCAGUACCAUUGCUUACCUUACCUCACAACUACACGCCACUAAGAAAAAGCUGUUAGCCAGCAGUUCCUCUGAGGCCAGCCCUAACGCCAGUCCUGUCACCUCGUACAAGCCCACGCCUCCACCGGCCAAGGACAGGCAGCCUGAAACCCCACGUCGCCGCAUGAAGAAGAGCCUCUCCCAGCCUCUACAUCCAGAGUUGACAGAGGUGUAUCGCCUUGGAGCGGACGGUAGACGGAUGGUGCUGCGGGAGACAGUGGAUGCCAUGCCUGACCCAACACCCUUCUUGCAGGCAGGCAGAGAGUCUCCUGAACCACAGGUAGUUCGUGAGCGGCCUGCUGUCAUCCCUCCCAUUGCCUCUGAGCGCUCACAUGCUCCUCCACUGGGCGCUACGGCAAGUCCGCGACACAGCCCCGCACGGGACCGUCAGUACAGGGCUCACGUGGGCGUGGCACACCGCAUUCCACAUGGCACUCCUCCCCUGGCUCCGCCACAGGCGGACGUGGAGACUCUGGCAGUGGACCAGGUCAACGAGGAGAAGGUUGUGCGGAAGCGCUCGGGAGCCGACAGGACAGUUUAACACUGCACUGUAUACCUGCACCUUAAAUGCACAUCUACUGUAUACACACCACACUGCAAGAACAAGAAGCAGCCUGAACCACUUUGUAGCCUGCUUUUUACGCAACACUGCAAUAUUAAAAAAGAAAUUAUGAAAGUAUAUUAUGAUUUGGUGAUGGUAUUCCAUUAGGACUUUUGUUUUUUUCAUAUACAGUAGAAAUGGACUACUAUAAAGCAUGCCAAAUGUUUAUUUACUGUACACCCCAGUGAGUCCUUGUACUAUCACACAUUGACUUUUUGCUUAGGCUUUCACUUCAUUCUGUCUUACAUGGUGCACACAACAAAUUCUUAGCCAAAUAUCUGAAUCAGUGCCUGCUGAACCAGUUUUACCAUACACGAGCUGCGUAAUGUAGUCAUGGCUAAUAGUUAUAUUUACAUAUCUCUGUCUGCUUCAUCUUCUCUGGACAUAUCAACAAACUGUAUAACAAGCUGUGUGCAGCUGCUUAGGAUAGAGCUGAAAUAAUUAAACUAUUACUCCCUGAA
Messenger RNA from Neolamprologus brichardi, 1825 nucleotides. RefSeq names its product coiled-coil domain containing 92 (gene ccdc92). Lineage: Eukaryota; Metazoa; Chordata; Actinopteri; Cichliformes; Cichlidae. The record is from RefSeq and is a predicted model, not a curated record.